GCGAUUUUUCACAAGGAAACGAAGCCACAACGGGUCAUUCUCACACUAGUCAGCAGCAGUAACUGUGAAAUAAUAAUGCCGUUCAUAAAUGUAGAAACCAAUUUACCUGCAAGCAAGUUUCCAGAAGACUUGCUGAAAGGACUCUGUACUACAUUGGCUGCAGCUUUGGGGAAACCGGAAGACAGGAUGAAUCUGGUGGUGAAGACUGACCUGCCGAUGAUGAUCUCGGGGUCCAGCUCCCCGUGUUUGUUGAUGUCCUUGUCUGCCUUAGGAGUGACUGAUACUGCGGAGAAAAAUAAGGAGCAUAGCGCCAAAAUCUUCCAGUUUCUGAAAGGAGAGCUUGGGCUUAGCGAUGACCGUAUUUUGAUAUUGUUCUACCCUCUGGAGCCAUGGCAGAUUGGAAAGAAAGGAACAGUGAUGAGCUUCUUAUAAGACUUCACAUUCUUUUAUGUGUGAUUCCUGUUUGGGAUUCAACUAGCUGGACACGCAUUGCUCCUGGAUGAUAGGACCGUUUUGUUCUUAUAGGAAUAAGAAUAUUUCCUGAUUUUCUUGAAUAGUAGCCUGUGAUUUAAAAAUAAUCACUUUACUAAAAUAAAUAUAAAAUGCAUUUAGCAUUUUGAUAGGAAAUCAAUAUAUUGGGUUGGAUGUGUCUAUUUUUAGACAAUAAGGAAAAUAAGUCGAUCAAGUUAUAUUAUAUAGUUAAUUGUUUGAAUUGCUCAGUGUUAAUCACUUUUCCAGAGAACGUGCCAUAUUCAAUCAAUCAGUUCAUCUGUCAAACACAUCUACGGGUCAAAUCAGACCAUAAUGACCAGCUUACAAAAGCCAUAGAAAUAUCCAUAACCAUGUAGUCAGCUGAGGACAAAAAGUGAGUUUUGAUUUACACAGAUGUCAGUUGCAUAGCACAGAGUAUAAGUGCACACAAAAUGUCUUUAUCAUCAGCUGUGUUUGUUAAGUACAUGGAUUCAGAAAUUUGCUAAAAAAAAUUAA
Messenger RNA from Sinocyclocheilus rhinocerous, 987 nucleotides. Its product is annotated as D-dopachrome decarboxylase-A-like. NCBI's taxonomy places the organism in Eukaryota, Metazoa, Chordata, Actinopteri, Cypriniformes, Cyprinidae. The transcript has 3 exons. The coding region runs from base 76 to 432 and encodes 118 amino acids. The record is from RefSeq and is a predicted model, not a curated record. Gene Ontology annotation, molecular function: phenylpyruvate tautomerase activity.